Molecule: messenger RNA, 1918 nt
Organism: Apaloderma vittatum (bar-tailed trogon)
Lineage: Eukaryota; Metazoa; Chordata; Aves; Trogoniformes; Trogonidae
Gene: CHPF
Product: chondroitin polymerizing factor
Cellular component (GO): Golgi cisterna membrane
Molecular function (GO): glucuronosyl-N-acetylgalactosaminyl-proteoglycan 4-beta-N-acetylgalactosaminyltransferase activity
Source: RefSeq, a predicted model, not a curated record
GGGAGUGGCUGUCAACCGCACGCUGGCCCACCGCCUGGAGCGCCUGGUGUACUUCACGGGCACGCGGGGCCGCAAAGUGCCCCACGGCAUGACAGUGGUCACACACAGUGACGAGCGGCCCAUCUGGAACAUGUACCAGACCAUCAGGUACCUUCUGGACCACUACGUGAACGACUUCGACUGGUUCUUCCUGGUGCAGGAUGAUACCUACACGGAGGCACACCGCAUCAACCACCUAGUUGCCCACCUCAGCAUUGACACCCACCUAUACCUUGGCCGUCCCGAGGAGUUCAUCGGUGGAGACACUGAGGGGCACUACUGCUAUGGGGGGUUUGGCUACCUGCUGUCCCGCAGCCUCCUCCUGCUUCUGCAGCAACACCUGGAGAACUGCCGCAAUGACAUCCUCAGCGCCCGGCCCGAUGAGUGGCUGGGGGCACGCUGCAUCAUCGACUACACAGCUGUCAACUGUGCUGAGGAGCAUGAGGGCCUGCGUUACCACUAUUUUGAGCUGGGAAAGAACGCGGACCCCGAGCGAGAGACCGACCUCCGUUUCCAGAAUGCCUUCACUGUCCACCCCGUGCUGGAUCCCAUCCAGAUGUACCGACUACACAAGUACUUUGCGCAGGUGGAGCUUGAGAGGACCUACCAGGAGAUCCAGCAGCUGCAGCUGGAGAUCCAGAAUGCCAGCAGCCUCUCUGCUGAUGGGGACCACGGUGCCACGUGGCCUGUUGGCAUCCCACCCCCUUUCCAGCCCAAAACCCGCUUCGAGGUGCUGCGCUGGGACUACUUCACAGAGGAGCAGGUCUAUGCCUGCGUGGACGGCUCCCCCAAGUGCGAGCUGCGUGGUGCAGAUCUGGCUGAUGUGGCCGACGUGGUGGCCCAGGCUAUGGAAGAGCUGAACCCNGUGCUCCACGUCCGCAAGCAGCAGCUGGUGAGCGGGUACCGGCGCUUCGACCCCACGCGCGGCAUGGAGUACACGCUGGACCUCCAAGUAGAGGUGGUGACCCAAAAAGGGCACAGCCGCUCCGUCACCAAGCGUGUUCACCUGGUGCGGCCCCUCAGUGAGGUGGAGAUAAUCCCCAUGCCCUACGUGACAGAGGCCAGCCGCAUCAACGUCAUCCUGCCACUGACGGCCCACGACCGGGACCAUGCUGCCCGCUUUUUGGAGGCUUACGCGGCAGCUGCCUUUGAGAGCAGCGAGAAUGCAGUGCUCACUUUCCUCUUCAUCUACGACCCCUUCGAGGCCCAGCAGGUCACCCAGAAUGACAUCUUCGCCCCUGUAAAGGCCCAGAUCACUGAGUAUGAGCGCAAGUAUGCAGAGGUGAAGAUCCCUUGGAUCAGCGUCAAGACGGAUGCGCCCUCCCAAAUCAAAGUCAUGGACAUCAUCUCCAAGAAGCAUCCCGUGGACACGCUGUUCUUCGUGGCCGGCGUGGGAACGGAGGUCACCAUCGACUUCCUGAACCCCUGCCGGAUGAACACUAUCAACAACUGGCAGGUCUUCUUCCCCAUCCACUUCCAGGGCUACAACCCUGCCAUUGCUUACCACAACCAGGUGCCACCUGCCCCACUGGACCUGCUGCGGGACGCGGGGCGCUUCGACCGUGAUGUCUUCCACGAAGCUUGCUUCUACAACGCCGACUACAUGGCAGCACGCACCCGCAUGGCAGGUGAUGUACAGGAGAACGAGGACAUCCUGGAGACCCUGGACAUCUAUGACAUGUUCAUCAAGUAUUCCAACCUCCAUGUCUUCCGGGCCGUGGAGCCCGCCCUGCUGCAGCACUACCGGCACCAGGCCUGCAACCCCCGGCUCAGUGAAGAGAUCUAUCACCGCUGUGUGCAGAGCAGCCUGGAGGGCGUAGGCUCUCGCUCCCAGCUGGCCAUGGUGCGUUUCGAGCAGGAACAGGGGAACAGCACCUGA